Paramormyrops kingsleyae is the source of this 6196-nucleotide messenger RNA. NCBI's taxonomy places the organism in Eukaryota, Metazoa, Chordata, Actinopteri, Osteoglossiformes, Mormyridae. The record is from RefSeq and is a predicted model, not a curated record.
CACCAGUGUACAAUUUCACCCAGAAGUGCCCUGGCCAUUCUUCAGUUGCUAUUCAAGCCUACAAUGUAGAAUUCAGUUUUUUUCAGCUAGGUGACAUCAUGCCAGCACAUGAAAAGGGAGGGGGGAGAUUGGUUUUGCGGGCAUCGAAAGCAAAACCUCCGUGCCUUCACACAUACAAAGAAAUGGAGCGGAUUGCAAUUAGAUACCAAGAAGAUAGAAUGACAAUUUGAUAAUUGUGGUUUCCUUUUUUUCUAUUACCUAGAAGAACUGAAAAAUGCCAGGAUACUGUCGGUUAUUUUUCUGCAUAGAAGGCAAUAUUCCGUCAUGCCCAUGAGGGAUAUCACUUACAGCCUCUUUUAUUUCGCUAAGGAGACCUGUUUUCAAAAUAAAACUAAGCCAUACCCGUACAACAAAGAGGAUCGCGGAAAGGCUAAUCUAAGGUGAACAGCUCGGGUGUAUUUUUGUACUCUGGACUUAAUGACAUUGGUUUCUGGGCCAGCGCACUGGCUGCGGGACUGUAUUAUAGGAGGGAGAUACCCGGGAUAAACACGGAGGAGUGUGUUGGUAGGUGGGUGUGUGUGAGGCGAGAUCUUUAGUGAAACUGGUGGGGUUUAGUCUCGAGCGCUGGCACAUGUGCGUUGCUCAACAAAGUCUUGUAGAGGAUCUGGAUCCACCUGUUUUUCAUCAUCUCCAAGGCUCAGCGGCAGCAGUAUGAAGAUGUGGGCGAUUUCAGCGCUCUAAGAAUCACCACAAUCCCGCUGCAAUCAUGAUUAUGACUGAAAAAUUAAAUUCCCUCCAUCAAUGAACCAGUAAGAAAUUGCGAGAUCUUACAAACACUUCGGUAAACAUUUCCAGUGGUUUAAUGGUGAGCUCAAGGCAGAUACGUCUGUGUUGUGGAAUAAAGGAUCAAGAAAAACUUUCAAGGGCAGUGGGUGAGGAUGCUGUGGGGGAUUCAGGAGGAGGCCGAGUGAAAGCCUGCCCUUGGUAGCACCACCCGCCCAGCGAUGGCACCACCCCUGGCUCUGUUCCUGCUGCUCGCCAUGGUCCGCAGCACUCUGUGCCAUGUGACGGUCACAUCGUCUCGUGACUCGGGCUUCAGUCCGCCACCGGGGUCACUCCCAUCAUCCCUCCAGCCAUCCCAGCUCGCACCGGCGUCUCCACCCUCCGAGGAGCCAGCUGGAAGGUCAUCUGGGGCCGGUGUCCUCCAGCAGGGUGCUGAUGAAGAGCCGGGCGUACAGGAGGAAAGCAGGAGCACGGAGGAGGACCCGGGGUCUGGGAAAAGACGUCCUGAGAGGAGGCUGGUGUAUGUGGCCGGACCUGACGGGGAUAACCUGGAUGGCCCGCCAGCCUUCAAACAGAAGCAGAUUCAAGAGGUGACUGGUGUUACAGUGGCAGCACACAAGGACACUCUGGUGGAGGGUCCAUUACCCAGCAGCCACUUGGAUAGCAGGCACAGAUGGAGUGUCGCACUCAGCACGCCAGCUUCUCCUGUGUUGACCCCUAAAAGCUCCGACAGUGGUACAAUCCAGGUUCGGACGAGUUCUGCUAGCAGUGCAUCACCUAGAGCCACAAAAACCCCAAGACACAAGCAGGACACCUCUGCAAUGGUACGAGUCCUCACGUUAAAUCCCUUCCAUAGUCCAGACCAAAGCUACCACCCCAAACUCCCAGUUGCUGCUGUGGUAGGGGAAGAACAAAUGAGAACUGGGAAGGGACUGGGGGAACCAGAGUAUAUAGCUGGAGGUGAUGAUUGGCUGAUUGCUGGGUCAGGUGACCUGCCCUCAGCCAUGGGCAGGGAGGAGACGUCCUCUGCAUCCCAUUCAGUCAAGAGUGACACGCUGGCGAACGUUCAGCCAGAAGCCCAGGCUACUGCUGGAUUUACCUCUGUGACUAAGGUGCCCACAAGUUCCACAGUCAUCCAGGUUCCACAGCUGAGGCCCACCAUUGAAUCGCUGGCCAAGUCUUGGACAGGGUCAGCUGACCCUCAGACCACCACAUCAAUUUCAAGAGAGACUCGAAAACCACUCAUCGUGAGCAAAGUCGGCUUAGAAAAAGCUAAAUUAGUGAUGCAGACCACCACCAGUGUCAUCUUGCCAGAUCGUAAAUCUACAACUUUGAUGAGUGCAACUAAUCAAUCGACAAAGACAGCCGUCACAGAGCUGACCACCGGCACAAGUUCCACGUCCCUGUCCCCGACCGGCCAAGGGUCGGGCCCGAAGGCAGGUCGCAUGCUGGAGAAGAACGCGUCUGUCCUACUCGGACAUGCCCCCACACUCCCGGCCCCCUCCCCUAGCCCCCUGGACCCGUGUGUGUCGGGGCGGGGCCCCUGCCUGUCCCCGACCCCCCACAACGGCACGCUGCUGCUGUGGGCCGACCUGCAGCGCAAACUGUCCUUCGCCUGGGAGCUGCACGUCUAUGGCACGGCUGUGCUGUUCCUGCUGCUGGCAGCGGGGGCGCUAGUGGGCCUGUUUCUGUCACCGGGCCUGUACUGUCCCCACCGGGGCUGCCUGGCCCUGGCCAAUGCGCUGCUGCUGCUGGCGGGCACCCUGCGGGCCGUCCUCUUUUUCCUGGACCCGUACGGCGCCAGUGAGGUGCUGCCCCGCACAGGCGUCACCGCGCUCUACAACCUGCCUCUGCCGCCGCUGAUCUGGGCGCAGGCGUCGCUGCUCCUGCUGACACUGCGAGCAGCGGACCAGAUGGGGCUGCUGCCUCUAGGCCUGCAGCGCCCCCCACUGGCGGCGGUGCUGGCCGUGGUGCACUGCACCGUGCUGCUGGCGGCCGACCUGCUGUCGGCGGCGCUGUCUCCUGCUGUGCCAGCAGUGCUGCAGCUGCUCUCGCUCACCUGGGGGCUGCUGUUGUGCCUGAGCUCCCUGUUGUACGCCUUCCCCCAGCUACUGCGACCUCCGGCCCCUCCCCUGGAUGAGCCUGUGGCCCGGGCGGGCUGGCAGCCGGAGGGACUGUGGUCGCUGCGCAUCUUGGGCCGGGUGAUGGUGGUGUGCACCUGCCUGGGGGCUCUGUGCUGCGGCCUGCAUGCCUACGCCACCUUCUGGCUCUACGGGUGGCUGGGCCACUGGCGCUCCUUCAGCUGGGCUUGGUGGCUCGUUCAGUUCUGGGCCCGGCUUCUGGAGCUGGCCUGGUCCGCCUUCAUGCUGCUGCUGGCCUCCUGGGUCUUCUGGCGGCCCCGGGACCGAGAAGCAUGCCCGGCCGACGUGGCGGCGGGAGUCGAGGCGCCAUCUUCCUCGUGCUCGUCCUCCUCGACGCAGAGGCACCCGUGCUGGGCCAAGAUCGUGCAGAGCCUCCGGGGCCGGCCCUGCAGGAAGUCCGACAGCGGGGGGGCGGGCGAGGUGCCCAACAACUGGGCGGGCCAGGAGCGGCCCGGCGCUGACAUCAGCAAGAGCCUGAUCCGCAACCGCGACCAGGCCCCCGGCUCACGCAGCGUGAAGGACAGUAACCGCGGGCGCAACCAAAAGGGUGGCGCUGUUGACGGCUCCACGGGCUCCCUGCUGCGGCUGCAGUCUCUGGGCCGCACACCCCGGCGCUCCCUCAGCAGCAGCCUGGAGCGUGACAAGGACUGGGUCCAGGAGAAGGAAUCCAUCCUGUCCCUCGCAGACUUCGACCUGCGACCCCCCUCCCCCAUCGACCUGAGCCGCAGCAUCGACGAAGCUCUGCACCGUGAGCACCUGCUGCGGGGGGACGGCUUCUUUCGGGGCCUAUCGCCCCCCUCGCCCACAUCCCCGGGCCCCCGCCGUCACGCCCUGACCUCCUGGCCCCGCCGCAGCAGCGACCCCCAGGUUAAUCUGUCGCAGAGCUGCAGCCGGGAAGAACAGCCAGUGGAUGGGGGAGAUGCGACUGAAAGGCAGGCGGCUGCGCCAUCGACGCCCACGCUGCAAUGCUGCACGUCAGAGCAGGACAAGGACGCCAUCCAGAGGGUCCCCACCUCUGCGUCCUGCCCCGUCUCCUUCCGGCCCCACAGAGGCCCAGGCCGGCUGCGUGGCUCAGGGGACGACGACACCAAGCCCUUCGUGACUCCAGACUCGGAGCCUGAAGGAGGGGCAGCUGGCAUGAGCCAGGGGGGCAGCAGGGGCCUGCUGGAGGUCAGCCGGCAGGACGACUCGGCCAGCAUGAGCAGCGAGAUCAUCGACCUGUGAAAUCCCCGACGGCAUCUUCGCACCGAGCGGAGCCAGCGUGGGACGGCUGACCGCUGGCCGGCACACGUACUGACCAAGCAUUUUAACAGGCCGAUUUGAGACAUGAAAAGGUGUGUCACCCAGCGAGCUGUGGCACCACAGGGGUCGUAAAGUCAGGGGUGAACAGUGGACAGCCAGUUGUGGGGAAUGGGGAGGGCUGUGCUGCAAUGCACUGCACUGAACUGCACUGAACUGCACUGCACUGCACCUAACUCUACUGCCCCGGGAUGGACUGAAGACACUUCACACUGUGUAACACCCUGCUGACAUUUUAGGGGUUUAAGUGUCUAAGUUUGGCUUUUUGCCCUGGACAGAGUGACAGGCACCAGGCCAAAGAGUGAAUGAUACAGAGGCGUGUUUACAUGCCUAAACCCAAAAGGACAGCGUCAUGGCGUCAUGGUGGCUCAAGACCCAGACUUCUAACCUAACUGUGAAUGGCUUUUGGAGGCAACCCGGCUGAAGCAGCCGCAGUGCUCGAUCUGAGGAGGAUCCGCGCUCAGCACUGAUCUGAGUUCGAAUCAUGUCCGUGAAUUACAUUGUAUUACAGGGUAAAAUGUACAUCUAUACGCCAUUUAAGUGGACCUUCUUAAGUGAGAAUAACAACUGAUUACAACCAACUAAUUACCAACACCAACACUUGAAUAGUGGAUUUGUUUUCACCUGCAUUAUUACACAGAUCCAUGUCAUUGGCGGCUUUCAUUAUUUGCAAGGUUAGAUCUUUGUAUAUUAUGAAUAUGGCUGCCUGCAGUGACUGUAUCAUGUCAGAGCCCUCUGUCUGCAAACCCCAAGACUCUUCCUCCUGAAUUUUUGGUGGUAUAGAUGUGCCAUAAGUAAGGAUGUGGGAUGGUCACGAGUCACGAGUGUUGCCCUUUGCACCAAAGCCCCCACUCAAUACAUAUGACUGAAGGCACCUUAAAAGGGAGCAACAGGGCUCAUUAUGGUUUUGUACAAAGACCCCAGGAACAUAUAGCAGUAAUGUGCCUUCAGGUGUUUGACAGUGUGACAAUCUGAGAGAAGCCAGGAGAGAAAGACCAUACUCCAAUUGUGAUGGACUGACGUGACGUAAAGCAGUCCUUAAAAUUUGCACUACCAGUUAAAACUGUGUCAUUAAAUUGUGUUAUAUGCAGAAAAAUACCAUGAAAAUCGCAGUGCUCGACACCGAAUAGAAUAUGUACAUAAAGUGUGUGAAGAGAUCUGUUCAUCUCAUGACACAAAACAUUUAUUCUUUCGGUUUAUGAUCCAUCCCAUAGGCACAUGGCCCGUUGUUCUGCAACGCGGUUUUCAUAGAGACAAAGGCCUUAAAAGUACGGCUGCAUUACCAUACUGAUCAGAUGUCAUCAUCAUGGGGCAUAGUUGCAGUUUGAAACCGCUUUAUUGGAGCACUCUAUCAGAAAAGUACCACUUUCCAAUGUCUGCUCCUGGGGUGUCCAAAUGUAUUAUCGUAGUAGGGAGAGUAACAUCACACAUCAUUGUCUUACAUCAUUCAGCAAAUCCACUUGAUAAUGAUCACAGUGAAUGUAUGCUUGCAGUUUUGGAAAUUGUCACAUAUGCCUGCAUUCGAAGGCGGUGGCAGCUUUAAAUACAUACACAGCACAGUUCUGUCAGCAAGUUUUCUUGUAACGUGUUUGUCAGCAGCAGACCAGCCUAGGAAAGCUGGGCCGUGAGAUGAAUUUGAUAUUGAUAUAGUGAAAUUCAUCUUUCAGUUAUGAUUGUUUAGUGCAGCAUUCCCAAAUCUCAACCACCUGGUACAAACAACUCUUCCCAUCUUGCCUGCAGUCUUCGUCCGGGCCGAAGGUCCAUGUAACUUCCCAGCAAAAGGAAACUUUUGGUUGUGCAGUACUGUGAUCUUGAUUUGGUAUUCGUUUGCUCAUGCCUGGUCAAGUGCCGUUCCAGUGUUGUUUUCAGCACUCUGAUCCUUCACUCCAUCUCACUUCUCUUUUCCCAGUUUGAUCUUUAUGUCAGAGUCUCAUAUCAUAUUUUAAAUAAAUGUAUAAAAUUUAAAACCUCAA